Megalobrama amblycephala (Wuchang bream) is the source of this 1345-nucleotide messenger RNA. RefSeq names its product gastrula zinc finger protein XlCGF8.2DB-like. The transcript has a single exon. The record is from RefSeq and is a predicted model, not a curated record. NCBI's taxonomy places the organism in Eukaryota, Metazoa, Chordata, Actinopteri, Cypriniformes, Xenocyprididae. Bases 297 to 1121 code for a protein of 274 amino acids.
UUUUCAAGUGCGCAUCCGUUUUAACGCAUCUUGACUGUAGUACAGUCUGACAUACAGGACAGCUGAGAUUCCACAGUGUGAUAUGAGGAUCAUGUUCCUACAGUCUGACAAUUAACAAUCGUAAAGGACUAUUAUAAAUCGCAGUGUGCACCCGGCUUUAGGGUAAUAAGAAGGGGCUCCUCAGGUAUUUCGAAGGGACAUUGUUAUGGACAGAACAUCUUCUAAAUGUUUUGUUUUUUGUUGCUUUGUGCUAUUAAACUGGUAAUUUGCAUUUGUCUCUAUUUGCCUUAGAUCUAAUGAUGCUGAAAAAAGAGAGUGAAGUACUGAGUAAAAUGGAAGAGAAAGAUCAAUAUAAGAAUCAUCAUGAUCUUAUAGCGGGCCAAAAAACUUUUAGUUGCUCACAGGCUGAAAAGACUUCCUCACGAAAAAGGGCUGUAAAGACAGAAACUAGAAGUAAUUUUACCUGCCAACAGUGUGGAAACAGAUUCGCUCAUAAAGGAAGCCUUAACAGGCACAUGAGAAUUCACAAUGGAGAGAAGCCAUUCACGUGUCCUCAAUGUGGAAGAAGUUUUAAUCAACAUGGAAACCUUAAAGCCCACAUGACAAUUCACACUGAAGUGAAGCCUUAUCCCUGCCAACAGUGUGGAAAGAGUUUCGGUCAACACGAAAAGCUCAACGUCCACAUGAGAAUUCACACUGGAGAGAAGCGUCGUACCUGCCGACAGUGUGGAAAGACUUUUGCUGAAAAAGUAAGCCUUAACAGACACAUGAGAGUUCACACUGGAGAAAAGCCUUACACAUGCCAGCAGUGUGGAAAGAGUUUCGCUCAAAUUGGAAACCUUCAAGUCCACAUGAGUGUUCACACUGGAGAGAAGCCUUACACCUGCCAACAGUGUGGGAAAAGUUUCAACCGAAAAGGGAAUCUUAAUUACCACAUGAGUAUUCACACUGGAGAGAGCCUUUUCACCUGCAAACAAUGUGGAAAAAGUUUUAAGCGAAAAGGAAGCCUUAACAGGCACAUGAGAAUUCACACUGGAGAGAAGCCGUUUACAUCUGGUCACUGUGGAAAAAGUUUUAGGUAUAAAGUAAGCCUUAAGUGCCACAUGACUAUUCAUGUAUGAAAGAACUGUUUUUGUAUGUCUUCAUCGUGAAAUGAUUUUCACAAACACCUCAUGUCUAAUAAUGUGCUGAUUAUUUUUAUGGUACUAAAUCACCUUAGAGGGCUGAAUUCCCUGUUAAUGUCCAGUGACUACAAGAGGAAUAAAGAUGUAAGAGUCAAGAAUUAUAUUCAAUGAAUUGAUUAGUCAAAUGAAGAAUAAAGUAGUUACACAUACAUAUAACAGUA